Molecule: messenger RNA, 1194 nt
Organism: Linnemannia hyalina
Lineage: Eukaryota; Fungi; Mortierellomycota; Mortierellomycetes; Mortierellales; Mortierellaceae
Source: the annotation of a GenBank genome assembly
AUGGAUCCAGAGAUUGCAGGAUGGCUCCAAAGCGUCCUCAGGACUAUCGGCUACCAACACAGGGACCGGAUGUAUGCUGAUGUCGAGUCAGUGUUGAGACUCUUUCAAAACUUCCUUGUGCCCAAGGCAGAAACUUACACCCACGAUGAUGGACGCUCGCAACUACUGUUAUCGCUCAUUGGCACCGUACCGAUCGUCUAUCAGUCGGCGACAUACAACAUCCCGGUCGCAUUUUGGUUACCCACCUCAUACCCUUCAGUGGCGCCCAUAGUCUUUGUGACCCCAACAGCAUUGAUGCUCGUCAAGGCAGGAAAAUAUGUCGACAUCAGUGGACGAUGCUACCACCCUUACCUCGCCUACUGGAGCAACAGGAGCGAUUCCAACCUUGUGGAACUCAUCGGCAUCAUGCAAGGCGUCUUUUCUCAAGAACCGCCAGUCUAUGCCAAAUCCAACACCUCUUCUCAGCAGCAGCAGCAACAACAGCAACAACAACAGCAGCAACAACAGCAGCAGGCCAGCCCAACCAUCGGAGGAGGAUACCCUUCACCCACCACAUCUUUGAGACCAGCACCUCCAAUUUUGUCAUACACGCCAAGACAAACCAACUCAUCCGCCAUGUCGUCGUCACAACAACAACCCUCCGACCUCUCUCAGCAACAGCAAAAUCGAUACCCUACACCUUCCAACUUUGGACUGUCGACCCAACAACUCACCCCACAACAGGCACAGCUCUACACCAAACUCCAGUCAGCGCUUUUGGAGUUCAACACGGCAUCGUCCCGCGAAAUGGAUAACCUUGUCAAUGUCAACAAGCAACUCAAUGAUGCCGAAAACAGGACCAAAGCCGAGCUUCUGAGUCUCAGAGACCUUAGUACCAAGAUUCAGCACAAUAUCGUGACGCUGAACAGAUGCACUGAGCAGCUGAACGUCAAGAUUGAACAGAUCAGGACGUGGCCAGAGGAGCCAGUAGACGAGAUUAUUUGCGGCAGCAGUGUCGUUCACAAUCAACUUUUUGAGUUGGUAGCAGAAGAGAUUGCGAUCGAAGACACCAUCUACUAUCUCGACCAAGCACUCAGCCAGGACAAAGUCGAGCUGAACGCCUAUAUGAAGCAUGUUCGGAACUUGUCAAGGGAGCAGUUUAUGAAAAAGUCACUGAUCAAAAAGGUGAAGACCCAGCUUGGACAUGUAGAGUAG